This is a messenger RNA of Cucurbita maxima (winter squash), 2061 nucleotides long. Its product is annotated as probable acyl-activating enzyme 1, peroxisomal. The transcript has 2 exons. The record is from RefSeq and is a predicted model, not a curated record. The coding region runs from base 193 to 1959 and encodes 588 amino acids. NCBI's taxonomy places the organism in Eukaryota, Viridiplantae, Streptophyta, Magnoliopsida, Cucurbitales, Cucurbitaceae.
GUUUUAAAAAACCCAUUAAAUUUUUCAUUCUAAAAUUGCCCAACCUCUAUCCGGAUCGUGGCACUUUCCUCGUCAAUGUCUUCUCCUUCAUCCUCUAAACACCCACAUGGAGAUUCUCUAAAACCCCAUUGAAAAACAUCACAAGGGACGUGUCGGAUUGUCGCAAAGUUCUUGGUAAUCGCCACAGCGACAAUGAAUCGUUUUAUCCGAAAUCGGUCGUUCCGUUCAGUGUUUAGCUUGAACAGAGCUGUCUGGAAGUGGGAUUUCCCUUCUACGAUUUGUCGAGGUUUCUCUGAUUUAUCGGAUUCUUGGAAAUCCACGGCGGGUUUGGUCCGAUGCCCGGCGAACGAUGUUCCUCUGUCUCCGGUAACCUUUUUGGAACGGACAGCCAAAGUUUACAGAGACACGGCAUCGGUUGUGUACGGUUCUGUGUCGUUUACUUGGGAAGAAACCUAUAAUCGGUGUCUUAGAUUGGCUUCUGCGAUGACCCAGCUUGGGAUUUCUCCUGGCCAAGUGGUUGCAACACUGGCUCCUAAUAUCCCUGCCAUGUAUGAGCUGCACUUUGCUACUCCCAUGGCUGGUGCUGUUCUUUGCACAUUGAACACUCGCCAUGAUUCCUCUAUGUUAUCAGUCCUACUGAGACAUUCAGAAGCCAAGAUCAUAUUUGUGGAUACUCAGUUGUUUGAAGUUGCUAAUGAGGCAAUUCAGCUUCUUAGACAAGGCGAUUCCCAACCACCUAAGCUAGUUUUAAUUCAUGAUUCUGAAUAUGCUUCAUCUCCCACUUCAUUAUCUUCAAAUGCUUAUGAGUAUGAGACUCUGAUUGCUUCUGGGAGUUGUGAAUUCGAGGUCCGAAACCCGAGAAGCGAAUGGGAUCCGAUCAGUAUAAACUACACCUCAGGCACCACUUCCAUGCCCAAAGGGGUUGUUUACAGCCACAGAGGUGCUUAUUUGAACUCCUUGGCGACGGUUCUGCUGGCUGGCAUGGGCUCAAUGCCAGUUUAUCUUUGGACAUGCCCCAUGUUUCAUUGCAAUGGAUGGUGCCUUACUUGGGGAGUUGCAGCUCAAGGUGGCACAAAUAUUUGUCUUAGAAAAGUCUCACCCAAGGCAAUCUUUGAGCAAAUAGCUUUGCACAAAGUAACACACAUGGCAGCUGCGCCUACUGUCUUGAACAUGAUUGUGAACUCUCCCGAAUGUGAUCGCAGGCCGUUACCAAACACGGUGGUCGUCUUGACGGGCGGUUCGCCACCUCCACCGCAUGUGUUCACUAAGGUGGAAGAGAUGGGGUUCCAAAUCUGUCACUUGUAUGGUCUAACUGAGACAUAUGGUCCUGGCACAUAUUGCACAUGGAAGCCAAUGUGGGAUUGUUUGCCUUGUGAUGAAAGAUCAAGAAUUCGAGUGCGUCAAGGCGUUCGUCACGUUGGACUACACGACGUCAACGUAAUCGAUCCCAAGACUAUGGUUGGCGUCCCAGCUGACGGAAAAACAGUAGGAGAAAUAAUGUUUAGAGGGAACACUGUGAUGAGUGGAUACUUCAAAAACAAGAAAGCAACAGAGGAAGCUUUCAAGGGAGGGUGGUUUCACAGUGGUGAUGCUGGAGUGAAACAUCCCAAUCACUAUAUCGAAGUGAAGGAUCGGCUGAAGGACGUGAUCAUCUCGGGCGGGGAGAAUAUAAGCUCGGUCGAGGUCGAAGCAGUUCUGUUUGGUCAUCCAGCAAUUUUGGAGGCUGCUGUUGUAGGGCGCCCUGAUGAUCAUUGGGGAGAAACACCUUGUGCCUUUGUUGCAUUGAAGGAGGGAUGCAAUGUCACAGCCCAGCAGCUGAUCGAGUACUGUCGGCAUCGUUUGCCGCAUUACAUGGCUCCUCGAUCCAUAGUGUUCCAAGACUUGCCCAAGACUUCAACUGGAAAGGUACAAAAGUUCAUAUUGAGGGAUAGAGCUAAGGCUAUGGGGAGCCUUUCUUGAUUCUAAAAUGUUGUUUGUACAGUAGAAUAAGCAUUUCAAAGUAUAAAAAUUGUUAAAGAACGCCAUUCUUUUAAAAUUAAUAGCUACUCCACGUUAUUCUAA